AUGCGUUUGACACAGGGUCAUUCGCGCUACAACUUGGCGCUGUGCCGCCGUUUAUCGCAAUUCUACGGGGAAAUCAACGAUGAGCAACCGUCGCAGGUCCAGCCAAACGAUAAAAGCCGCGAAGCUGCUGCGAUUCGGCGUUCUGCGGCGGUGGCGCCGAACAGGGACGAUGCAGUGAGCCUCGGCGACCCCUCGCUCUUCUCGGGUUCUUACAGCGACCUCAGCAGCACCCUCAGUGACCGCGUUAUCCGGUCACUGUCGAGCUGCGGGUUCGUGCAGAUGACCGUCAUCCAGUCGCGAAGCAUCCCAAGGAUUCUGGACGGCUGUGACGUUCUGAUCCGCAGCGCCACUGGAUCCGGCAAGACCUUGACCUUCCUGGUACCGGCUCUACAGCGGCUUGUGUGCCCGAGAAAUGGAGCUAAGAUCACUCGCCAGGAUGGAACAUGCGUUAUGAUGAUAUGUCCGACCCGCGAGCUGUCGGUACAAACCAAGGACACGUUCAGCAAAUUGGCGCGACCGUUCCCAUGGAUAGUCGUCGCAGCGUUGAAGGGGGGAGACAGCCGCAAAUCCGAGAAGGCGCAGAUACGCAAGGGGAUAACGGUGGUCAUUGGCACGCCGGGGCGUGUCCUUGACCAUUGCGAGAGCACGGCCUCCUUUAAAGUGUCAAACAUGGACAUGUUUGUGCUGGACGAGGCCGACCGUCUGCUUGACAUGGGAUUCGAAGUCAAGAUCCGCGGCAUAUACAAGUUCCUCAUGAGCUCCAGGGAUGUGGAGUCGGCGGGGAAGCUGCAGACGGUCAUGACGUCGGCUACUCUGACGGAUGCGGUGCACAAACUGGCCGACUUCUGCCUGCGCACAAACCGUGAGACCAUCGGUGUCGACGACGACUUCCUUGCGAUGCCGUCAACCCUGACGCACGAAUACGUGGUGGUUGAGUGCAAGGACAAGCUCAUAUGCUUGAUUUCGCUGCUGCUAAAAUACGUCUCAAAUGGCGAGAAGGUACUGAUUUUCGUGGCCAACUGUCAGACGGUGGUCUAUUUCCACCGGCUGCUGCAGUCGCUGACGUGGCCGACCGUCGCCGGCGCCAAGAAGGGGAAACGCGACCUCCCGUCCAAGGUUGCCAAGAAGCUGGACAGCUACUCGAACACCAUUGAUGAGUACGAGCUUAUGACCGGCGAGGAUGCUAGGCAGUUCAAGGGCCCAAUUGAGGGGCGACCUAAGGGGCUGCCCGUGUUCGGCCAAGUGCCCAUUCAUAUGCUCCAUGGCAGCAUGGAAGCCAACGAUCGCGCCGGGUACAUGAGCGAUUUCAUGAGCCAGGAGAGGACAAUUAUGGUCUCGACCGACGUGGCUUCCAGGGGCCUUAACCUGUCCAAGGUCGACCGCGUCAUCCAGUACGACCCCCCGCAGCAACUGGAGGAGUACAUUCACCGUUCAGGUCGCACAGCGCGCUUGGGUGGCAAAGGAAACGCCAUAUUGCUGCUCAUGCCGCACGAGGUGCACUUCAUACAGGCGCUACGCCAGCGGGGCAUACACGUCAAGCAGGUGAUGGAGGGGCUCGUGUGGUCCUACAUCGAGCAGACCUUCGUGCCCAAGCAUCUGCGUAGUUUCAAGGGGUACAACAUAUCCUUCCUGCGCAACUGCUUCUCCGAUCUCGUUUCGGACGACCCGGAGCUGCUGUCGCACGCUCAGAACGCGUUCCGCGCCGCGGUGCAGUCGUACAAAAGUUACGCGCGCGAACUGAGGCGCACUUUCGAUUUUAAGAAGCUCCACCUUGGCCACUACGCGGCGGCGUACUGUCUGAAGCAGCGCCCUGGCGACCUUUUGCCAGAUCGCCGCCAAAGCGCUGCUCCCGGCACAGCUGCCGCAGGUCACUCAGCCGCUAAGGGCAAGGGCGCAAAUGCACGAGCUGGAGGGAAAACGCAUACACCAAAACCGGCUCCAACUCGUGUCAACAAGGGAAUGGGUCGCGUUUCCCAAACCACGCGUACCAUUAAAAAGGUCUCCAAACCGUCAAAGCCGCCGGCAAGGACAGCCAAAACGGCACCGCUAUCAAGCGCGGCAUCCCAGGCUGCGCUCAAGGCGAUCGAGUACCUGAAGUCGCGCAACGAAGUGCUUACGCGCUAA
Babesia bigemina is the source of this 2124-nucleotide messenger RNA. RefSeq names its product DEAD/DEAH box helicase protein family, putative. Bases 1 to 2124 code for a protein of 707 amino acids. The transcript has 4 exons. Gene Ontology annotation, molecular function: nucleic acid binding; ATP binding. The record is from RefSeq and is a predicted model, not a curated record. Gene Ontology annotation, cellular component: nucleus. NCBI's taxonomy places the organism in Eukaryota, Apicomplexa, Aconoidasida, Piroplasmida, Babesiidae. Gene Ontology annotation, biological process: ribosome biogenesis.